This is a messenger RNA of Leucoraja erinaceus (little skate), 1400 nucleotides long. Its product is annotated as aspartyl aminopeptidase-like. The annotation marks the transcript as partial. The transcript has 12 exons. NCBI's taxonomy places the organism in Eukaryota, Metazoa, Chordata, Chondrichthyes, Rajiformes, Rajidae. Gene Ontology annotation, molecular function: aminopeptidase activity; zinc ion binding. Gene Ontology annotation, biological process: proteolysis. The record is from RefSeq and is a predicted model, not a curated record.
UUAUUGAAGCCUGCAAGCGGCGUCUGCGGACUGCUGGUUUCCAGGAGCUGAAGGAGACCGAUCACUGGAAUGUGGAACCUGCCAGCAAGUACUAUAUGACCAGGAACUACUCGACUAUCAUCGCCUUUGCCGUGGGAGGCAAGUACAAGGCAGGCAAUGGGUUCACCAUGGUCGGAGCACACACGGACAGUCCGUGUUUACGGGUGAAGGUCAGGUCGAAGAAGAUACACGCGGGCUACCUCCAGGUGGGGGUGGAAUGUUACGGCGGUGGCAUCUGGAACACCUGGUUUGACCGGGACCUCACCGUGGCUGGCAGGGUUUUGGUGAAGACGGCCUCAGGUGUGGAGCAACACCUGGUCCACGUGCGUGACCCCAUCCUUCGCAUCCCACACCUGGCCAUCCACCUGCAGCGAGAAAUGAACGACAGCUUCGGACCCAACAAGGAGACACACCUGGUGCCGAUCCUUGCCACAGCUGUACAAGAACAGCUGGAGACGGGAGUGAAGUCGAGCGGUAAUGCCUGUGAGGCCACCCAAAUGUCUGAGAAGCACCAGCCUGUCCUGCUCAACCUGAUCUCCUCAGAGCUGGGGGUGGAGGUGAACGACAUCGUAGACUUUGAGCUGUGCCUGGCUGAUACCAGCCCUCGGAUCUGGGAGUGAGCCCUGGGCGGUGCUUUCAAGGAGUUUAUAUUUGGUCCACGCCUGGACAACCUUCACAGUUGCUACGGAGCCCUGCAGGGCCUGAUUGAAUCCUGCCAGGACAAUGGCACGCUGACAGAUGACACCAACAUCCGAGUGAUUACCCUGUUCGACAAUGAGGAGGUCGGCAGUGGCAGUGCGCAAGGUGCCGCUUCCUCCCUGACGGAGCUGAUCCUUCGCCGUCUCUCGGCCUGCGAGCUCAACCGCACCGCCUACGAGGAAGCCAUCGCCAAGUCCUUCAUGGUCAGCUCCGACAUGGCCCACGCCCUGCACCCCAACUACCAAGACAAACACGAGGAGAAUCUCAGGCCGGCUCUGCAUAAGGGCCCCGUGCUUAAGUUUAACAGCAACCAGCGCUAUGCCUCCACGUCUGUGACCGCUGCCGUUAUGCGAGAGGUCGCUAAGCGUGUGGAUGUCCCUCUGCAGGACGUGAUGGUGAGGAACGACAGCCCGUGUGGGACUACGAUCGGGCCGCUACUGGCCUCCGCCCUGGGGGUGAGAGUGGUGGACAUUGGCAGCCCACAGCUGGCCAUGCACUCCAUCCGGGAGAUGUGCUGUACCUCCAGUGUCCACCACACCGUCACGCUGCUCAAGGUAAGUAAGACCCUUCCUUCACUUUGCAGAUUUUUCCAAUUGUAUUUUGAAAAAAGAGACUUUAUUCGAGAACCAAAUCCGUCCAAUACAUGAUCCCGACAAGACUCC